Messenger RNA from Diatraea saccharalis (sugarcane borer), 3112 nucleotides. The record is from the annotation of a GenBank genome assembly. Lineage: Eukaryota; Metazoa; Arthropoda; Insecta; Lepidoptera; Crambidae.
UACGUCAUCACUUAACAGAUAAACAAACCAAACGAAGACAAGUGGUGACUUUUUUUAUUGUUAUUAAAAUUAGUGAAUAUUAUUAUAUAUAUAAUUGUUAUUGAGUGAAAACUAAUGUUACAUUUGUAAGUGGUACAAGAUAGUGAUGUGUGGCUAAAUAAGUAACCAAGUUAAUGUUUUAUCUUUUUCAAUUGACGCAGGUCUUGUUGUCUUCAGAUUAUAUUUACCAAAGGUAAUAUAUCGCAAUGAUACCAUACGCUAACGCCGGCAAUUUCAAAGAAGAGGACGAAGAAAAAUUACCCUAUGACUACGAAAUAACAAAAGAGGUGAAAUGGUACGACAAAGUUCUCCUAAACAGACCAUCGAAAGUGACACUCAUAGCUAUCCUAUUGACUAUCCUUGCUCCAGUACUGAUGUAUAAAUAUUUCUUCGCUUCUAGUAAAGAUUGGCCACCAUCAGACGGUCUAUCUUUCGGUUCCUGCCUCGUCCAAAGGGAAGCAAGGUUACCUUGUGGAAUUGGCAGUAUUUCUCAAUCAGAUUGUCAUAAACAAUGUUGUUAUGACUUGGCCACAAACUUUUGCUUUCACAGAUUUCCCUCAAGGUUUUCUUAUGUUAUGGACCAAGCUUGGCACGAGGACGUAGUUCUCAGACCGAGGUUCUCCACCGUUCCAUUCGCUUCACAAAAUAGUGUGAAAAGCCUUAGAUUAUCAAUUGACGAGAUUUCUCCUACACACUUGUCAUUAACAUUUUAUGAUUCAAAGGAAGUGUCUUUACAAGGAAGAAGAAUUGAAUAUAAAGAAUACGACUAUAGGAUAUCAUCUCAUGAACUUAAUGUGAUAGUGGAACGUAUCAAUGAUUCUACAAUUUUUAAUACCGAUAGAGGACCCUUAAUUGCUUCUGAAAAUAUUUGGGAAAUAACCUUUAAAUUGACUAAUGGUCUCAUGUUUGGUCUAGGAGAUUUACCACUUAGAGAAGGAACUACAAAAAUCAUAUACAAUCAUGACGGUGGAUUGAGCUCUUUGCCAUUGAUUUACGCGCAAUCUAAUGGCUCAUACCAUGGUCUUCUAAUAGACGUAAUUAAACCAACUGAAGUUCAUGUAACUGAAAAUAAUCAAAUUAUAGUCAGAAGUAUAGCAAAAUCUGGAUUAAAACUGCAUUUGUUUCUUGGACCUGAACCGAAAGAUAUCUUGAGAGAUGUUAUGGAUUUACUAGGAAAUAAAAUGCAGCUAGAAUAUUGGAUGCUUGGAGCUCAUGUUUGUAGUGAAACAACAGAGGAUCAAGAUGAAGCAGUGAAUUAUCUUAAAUCAUUUAUAACCGACGCUACAGCAAUUAAUUUUCCAUACGAAAGCCACUGUGGUACCAGACCAAUAGUUUUUAACGCAGAUAAUGUAACUGAGGAUUUGACUGCUGUUGUAGCUGGAAUAGAACUUUUGAAGAUAGCAAACAAGAAAUUUGUACCUCAUAUAUCGCCAUAUAUUCGCUACCCAGAUAUAUUGGAAGAUAAUAAUUUUGAAGACAAUAAUGAUACAGACGUUAUUUCAACAACAACAGUCAAAUCGAUGGAUUGUUUAGAUAUUGUUUGUGAGUUUGAACAUUUUAUGCUACAAUGGAACUCUACACACGUUUACAAAGGAUCUAUUAAUUCUAUCGAUGAGCCAGUAGUUUACCCAGAUUAUGAAGUAGUUAAUGAGGAGUUUAUGGCAAAAUUAUGGGCUUUGAACGUUGACGCAGACGUUGACGGUGUAGUGUUAGUAAAUAACUGGCCUUUGGAUGAAUCAUUUAAAUUGUAUGAAGAUAUUUCUUCUGCAUUACCAUAUUUUAACAAGAACUUUGGAAUCGCAUUUAACAACACACCACAAUGGAAUAUUACCAAACCAGGAACAGAUCAGCGAUAUUUCGAAGAACACAAUAUUUAUGGCAGCAAUUUUAUUAGAGCUAUGGCAAAAAACAUAACGAAGGAUGCCCCAACCUGGUCUAGUAGUCAAUGGAUGAAUACGAACGUCAUCAUCAACAGACAGAAUGUUCAGACAUCUUGGACAAAUUUGCAAAAUGAGCUGGUAGAGACAGCAUUAGGGGGAAUAUCAGGGCACUGGCUAUGGUCCUCACCUGUGUGUGGAGACACUGCAAACUUUAAUAUUGAUAAUCAAGCGAAUCUUUGCGUGAAAUGGUAUAUGGCAGCCACUUUCUUUCCUACCGUUAAAAUUCACUCUAAAUCAACUCCUAGGGAUCCUUUGGCAUUUGAAGGUACUCAUAGGCAUCUGAUCAUAGAUGCCCUAAACAAGAGAUUAUCUCUCUCUCCAUAUUUCUUCACAGUGCUACAAGAAGGUCCGCUUUUAAGACCAAUGUUCUACCAGUUUCCUCAUAAUGAAGAAUUAAUAGAGUUGCGCAGUCAAUUUAGCGUUGGCGAUAGUCUGCUCAUAGCUCCUAAUCUUCAACCUAUCCAAAGUCAUGUUCAUGUACGGGUUCCUCCAGGGAUCUGGUAUGAAUUUUGGAGUGGAUUGAAGAUCGACGCGGAUGAAGGUGAAGUGGUUACCAUGACAACUACUGAAGCUGACUUCUUGACAUUUAUCCGUGGAGGAGCGAUUAUUAUAAUGCAAACGGAUGUACGUGCAACAGCCGAAGCUACACGCAAAAACUCUCCUUACACCCUUGUUAUCGCCUCUGAAACGACUAACGUCACUAAAGAAGAAAUAAAUGAAGUCAGAGUUGCAGAAGGAAAGUUGUAUAUAUCACAAAAUAUGACAAUUCACUUCAGAGUGAACAACACCGAUCUUAUUAUCAAUACGGAUGAUAGUGACUUCUCAUCUUUAUGCAGUGACGAAGCAUUAUGGGCUAAAAUUAUUAAUAAAAUUAAAAUAUACGGCCUCGGUGAAGAAGAAAACAAUUUUGACCAUCAUAAACAGUUAACAACGGAAAUAGACUUGUGCGAUCUAGAGAAUGGUGACAUAAAUUUCACCCUUUCGAGUUGAAUUUCAUUUUAUGUUUAAUAGAAUUUCCUCUUUAUGAAUAAUAUUUUAAAUUUCGUAAAUGGAACACCAAAAAAACUAACUAUAAUAUUCAAUAUAAAUUAUUACUCAACUUCGUCUGAAAAUAAUUAGAAACUUAUAACUUA